Messenger RNA from Cyprinus carpio (common carp), 1896 nucleotides. RefSeq names its product glutamine synthetase-like. The coding region runs from base 778 to 1896 and encodes 372 amino acids. NCBI's taxonomy places the organism in Eukaryota, Metazoa, Chordata, Actinopteri, Cypriniformes, Cyprinidae. Gene Ontology annotation, molecular function: glutamine synthetase activity. The transcript has 6 exons. Gene Ontology annotation, cellular component: cytoplasm. The record is from RefSeq and is a predicted model, not a curated record.
UUGUUAAUGGCACAUCAGAGGCUAAUUGGACUGUAAAAACUUCUGGUCCUCAGUGCUUUAUUUGUGCUGAUGUCUCUUUGCAGUGGAAAAAAAAAACUCUCAAUAAGCCUAGUGUGUAAUUGUGUGUUCAGGGGAGCUGAGGUGAGAAAACUGUUGAGCUGGUUUAUUUGUCAGUGAACGCACUGGUCAUCCUCAAGUCUCUAAUAUUGUAUGAAGAGACAUUAGACUAUAACAAAGUGAUGCAUCUCACUGGAGGGUGGGGGGUCAUCCAUAUUAUCUACGUCACACCUCUAUACAACAUAACCUCAAUGACAGGCUGCCUUAAAUUUGCCUGUUUCAGUGUACAGGGUUUCAGUCUUCAUUUGAAGUGGAGUAAAAUAUACAUCUCUGAGUAAGUCAUCUUUGAUUUGUACGAUUAAUAUGGUACAUUAAUGAGCACUGACAUUUUGUUUGUUGCUUGCUAUCUAUUGCAAUCAAUGAAAAUGUAACAAUUAUUUAAAAUAUUUUAAUAAUAAUAAUAAAUUAUCUUAUGAUAUCAUAAUAUCAGUACACAGUAGAAUAUUUAUGACUUGUCUCUUUACUUUCAUUUUGAGGAAUGCAUAACAAUCAGAUGUAAUUUCUUUCAAAUGAAUUGUCAUGCUAUUUUAUUAAACAAGUAACAUGCUGUUAUUUAUCAUACAAAAAGAUCAUCUUUUUUUUAAAUGCACUACCUUAACACAAAGUUUUUGUCUUGUUUUAUCUCUCCAGGUUCAUUGGUUACUGUACAUCUGAUUCAGUAUGUCUUAUGUAUCAGACAGCUCUAGUCUCAACAAGGCCCUGCGGCAGCAGUAUCUCAGUCUGCCCCAGGGGAACUUCUGUCAGGUCACUUACGUCUGGAUCGAUGGCUCUGGAGAGGGUCUGCGUAACAAGACUCGAACCAUGGAUUCAGAGCCAAAGAGCGUAGCUGACCUACCAGAAUGGAAUUUUGAUGGCUCAAGCACGGGUCAGUCUAAAGGACACAACAGUGACAUGCUACUGAUUCCUGUCUGCAUGUUCAGGGACCCAUUCCUCUUGGACCCGAACAAACUGGUGCUAUGUGAGGUGCUCAAGCACACCCGAGAACCUGCAGAAUCAAACCACCGUAACUGCUGUAACAAGGUCAUGGAGAAGGUCAAAGACCUUCACCCCUGGUUUGGCAUGGAGCAGGAAUAUACUCUUUUUGGAGUAGAUGGACACCCUUAUGGCUGGCCCAGGCUUGGAUUCCCCAAACCACAAGGUCCGUAUUAUUGCAGUGUUGGUGCUGACAGAGCUUUUGGCAGAGACGUUGUGGAGUGUCAUUAUAAAGCCUGUCUGUAUGCUGGCAUCAAAAUCAGUGGCACUAACGCAGAGGUCAUGCCCUCUCAGUGGGAGUUCCAGGUGGGUCCAUGUGAAGGAAUUGAGAUGGGAGAUCAUCUAUGGAUGGCACGUUUCCUGCUAUACAGGGUGUGUGAAGAUUUUGGAGUGGUGGCCACUCUGGAUCCAAAACCCAUGACAGGAGACUGGAACGGAGCCGGUUGCCACAUCAAUGUGAGCACAGUGCAAAUGAGAGAACAAGGAGGAAUUGAGCACAUUGAGAAAGCUAUUGAGAAACUGAGCAAGCGCCAUGCAGAUCAUAUUUGUGUUUACGACCCACAUGGUGGAGAAGAUAACAAACGUCGCCUCACGGGUCGCCACGAGACCUCCAGCAUCCAUGAUUUCUCAGCGGGUGUUGCUAACCGUGGGGCCAGCAUCCGUAUUCCUCGUCAGGUGGGACAGGAAAAAUGCGGUUACUUUGAGGACCGUCGUCCUUCUGCCAACUGUGACCCAUAUGCUGUGACCUGCGCAAUGGCCCGCACAUGUAUGCUGCAAGAGGAGGAAGAUACCCAUGAAACUGAAUAA